Messenger RNA from Acanthosepion pharaonis, 978 nucleotides. Lineage: Eukaryota; Metazoa; Mollusca; Cephalopoda; Sepiida; Sepiidae. The record is from the annotation of a GenBank genome assembly.
AUGAUAAGUAGUAAUAUUCAUCUAUCUAUCUAUCCAUCUAUCUAUCUAUCUAAGUUAUAUUCGUAUUUAUCUAUGGCUGUUCGUAACUAUCUAUCAAUCUAUGUCUCUUCGUAUCUAUCUAUGUCACUCUUUUUCUUCAAAUUUCAUUCAAUCAGUUGGUCAGCCAAUUUUUUUCUCUCUCUCUCUCUCUCUCUCUAUGUCUCUCUCUCUCUCUCUCUCUCUGUGUCUUUCUCUCUUUCUUCCUCAAUCUGCUUCUCUUAUUUUCACCACAUCUCCUGGCCCAACCUAGAUCUCUUAGAACAAGCACAUUCUGCUGGAACAGCUGGCAACAAAAUGGACGACCUGGUCACAUGCCCAGCAUCGCACCCCUCUUAUUUUUCGAGGGGCGACCCACCAUCUUUCUUUUUUGUGCUGAGACAGCCCAUUGGAUUUUUUUCUUGGUUCUGUCAUCCAGAUCCGCUUGUUAGCUUCAUUUCCAUCUAUCGGCCUCAUUAUCCGAUCCAUAUACUCUCAUUUUCUCUGUCUAUCUAUCUGUCACGCAGGAAAAGAGAAACAAUCCGACAAAAUCCAGUUGCAAUUUUUUUUCUAUUGGCCAGUGACAAAGCUGCAUCCGGGGCCUUUCUUGAGCUCAUUUCUAUCGCUGAAAUGAAUGGUGCUGCUGCAAAAAGGGGUUGUCUGGUGCGAGUGGGAAAAGAAGGUGUUGCUACCGAAGAGGAGGUGCUGAGAAUCUACUUUCUUUCUUUUUGUUUAUCUUUUUAUAUCAUCUCUACUAUUAUUCACUUUCUCUUAUAUUCUCUCCCCUUUUAUUCGGUUUCUUUUAUUUACUUUUUCUUUCAUUGUUCUUUCCUUUUUCCAUCUUAUUUCUCUUUUUCUUUUUCCUUUUUUAAUUUCUUUUUUCUUUCGUUUUUUUUCAGCCUUCGUUUACGUCUGCUUCCUUUCUCUCUUGAUAAUUUCUAUUUAAUUAUUUUAUUUUUUUAA